Rotaria sp. Silwood2 is the source of this 1125-nucleotide messenger RNA. The record is from the annotation of a GenBank genome assembly. NCBI's taxonomy places the organism in Eukaryota, Metazoa, Rotifera, Eurotatoria, Philodinida, Philodinidae.
AUGGCGUCUAUAUCUAUUCAACGAAUACGUGAAUUGCGAGAUUCAUCUAUUCCCAAGGAUAGUUUACUUCGACAUUCACUUCCUGAUGCAUCUGUUCUGGAUGUGAGUGAUGUUCCACAAAAAUGUGGCAUUUUAUCCGAUGAUGAAAUUACUAUUACUGAAAAAUAUACAGCUUCUCAACUUGUGAAUCUAUUGGCUAAAGGUGAAUUAACAGCUGAACAAGUUAUUAAAGCUUACCUUAAACGAGCUGGUAUUGCUCAUCAACUAACCAAUUGUGCCACGGAAUUUCUUGGCGAAGAAGCCGUGGAUCGAGCGAAAUAUUUGGAUGAAGAAUUUAAAAAACGAGAAGGACCCAUAGGACCGAUUCAUGGUUUACCAAUCUCUGUCAAGGAAAUGGUACCGAUGCGAGGACGACGGCUCAGUUCAGGAUGGAUAAAAUGGAUUGAUAGAAUUGCUGAAGAUGAUGCUUUCAUUUUGAAGAUUCUCUAUGAAGCAGGUGCCGUCUUCUACGUUCGUACUACUCAACCACAAAGUCUUAUGCAUUUGGAAUGUAGCAGUCCUGUAUACGGUACUACUACAAAUCCAUUUAAUCGACAAUUAAGUUCUGGAGGAAGUUCAGGUGGAGAAGGUGCACUCCUUGCUCUUAAAGGUAGUCCCAUAGGAAUAGGCACCGAUAUUGGUGGAAGUAUACGUUUUCCAGCUGCUACUAAUGGAGUUUAUGGAUUGAAACCAACCACUUUUCGAUUACCGUUGCGAGGUAUGAUGGUAACACAGGCGAGAAGUCAAAGUAUUCUUGGUACGAUUGGUCCACUUGCUCGAGCGAGAGAAGACAUUAAUUUAUUCAUGAAAAUAAUACUUGACACCGAACUAUGGCGAACAGAACCAUCUCUUGUGCCCAUUCCUUGGAGAACAAUUACGUUAGAUUCGACAAAUUUAACCGUUGCUGUCAUGUGGGAUGAUGGAGUAGUGCAGCCUCAUCCACCCAUUAUUCGAGCUCUUCAUGAAACUGUUGAGCAAUUGAAAACAGCUGGAAUUCGAGUUAUCGAUUGGGAACCAGUCGAUCAUCAGAAAAGUUGGGAUUUAAUUAGUGCACUCUAUUUUUGUAAUGGAGCUCAAGCAGAGUGA